CACAAAUUAAUUUUUAGGCCUCAAAUUUCAUGUGUAUUCUAAAUGAGACAAUUUAAGUACCUUAUAAUCGAUAGGUCUAGCCAAGUGACAGCCUUCCUUCACUUCCAAAAUUCCAUGAGUACAAUUUACACCUCAAAAACAACCAAACCAAACACAAAAUACCCGGCUAAACCUAAACCAUAAUCACCUUUUCGGCUUUUCCAUUCGCACUCUUCUUCCUUCUCUCUCCUAAUCACCAUCAUCGUCAUCAUCAUCAAUUCAUUCUUCUUUGAUUUGGUGUUCAUCAUCAAGCAACAAUGACGACAAUCGGGCACUUGUAAUUCUUAGGGUUUUAUUCAAGAAUAAAAUCUGCUAUAAUUUGGGUGAAAUUCGAAGCUUGUUUUAGGGGUUUUGUGAUUUCGUAUUAAUUGAUAUGAAAUUAAAAUUAGGGUUUUUUGUUGAAGAAUUUUGAUAGCGACCCUUUUUCGUCUAACAAAGAUUAGUUUAUCGUCGGAGGUGGUGGUCAAGUGCUAAUUUUUGUUGGCCUGACCUUCCAGAUUGCACUAAAAAUUAGAAGCUGAAAUUAAAAACUCGGUUUGGGAUGAGUAUGGAACUGAAAAACCCGUCCCUGAAAUCUGGCGACCUUUCUCCUCCUGAUUGUGUGAGUGAUCCAGAUGACAAGGAAAUUAGCGAUGAUGAUGAUGAUGAUCGCAAUCACAAGCAUCGUAGACGGGAGGCUAGGUCUCAGUCUUUGGAGAGGGAUCCAUUAGAACAAUCUUUGACACAACCCUACAAAAAGCGGAACAAGACAUUUGAUAAAGGGCAGAGUGAUUCCCAGUCUCACUAUAACCCUGAUAGGGCCUUUACGAAAUUUGAAAAGAGGAGGCAUCCUGGAGUAAAUUUCUCGCGGUUUCCUGGUGAGCAUGGCUUUGGCAGAGGAAGAGGUAGAGACUUCCUACAUGAUUCACGGUUUGGUUCUGUUGAUGUUACUUCCCAUAUAGCUCAUCCUGGAUCUAUUCAACCUGCUAUGUAUGCUGGAAGAGGGUUGCCUAAUGUAUUAAAUACACAAAGUGCUCCUUGGACUGGUUUUGGACUACUUCCUGCUAUUCCAAAUGGGGCAAUAGAUGCUAUAAAUCCACUUGGCCUGCCAGGACUCCUCAGACCACAGUUGAAUCCUCCACUCAACAUGGGUAUUCAGCGUCAACGUUGUAGGGACUUUGAGGAAAAGGGAUAUUGUUUGAGAGGUGAUAUGUGCCCAAUGGAACAUGCUGUCAAUCGUAUUGUUGUUAAUGAUGUGCAGAGCUUGUUGCAAUUUAAUCUCCCGGUGUCGCUUUCAAGUGCGCCUGGGCUGGGUACAUCUAAUGGAAGUGGGUUUAUUCCACCCGUUGGUGUUUCUUCCAGUACACCAAUAAAUAAUCGAGGUUUACAUAGUAGAACAAGCAAGCCUGCUGUGGAUGAUGAGAGCUUAGCUGGUGCUGUUAAUGCUAGUGCAGCUGAUGUUUAUGACCCUGAUCAGCCUUUGUGGAAUAAUGUUGGUCAUGAAACAUCAACAUUGUUUGGAUUGCAGCCAACCGACUUUGAAGAAUCUGAUCCCUUUGUUGACACUGACCUCCCUGAUCGUGUAUUCUGUAGUAGUGCAGCAGCUAUGGGUUCACAAAGCACAAGCUCAUCUGUUUGGGGACGACUUAAUCAUUCAAAGAAUAAGGUGGAACCUAAAGAGAAGUUAGACUCUAAGACAAAGCCGUCAGAGUAUCCGGAGAGUAAAUUAAAAGAGAUUCGUGAAGCACCUUGUGCCGUCCAAGGGACAUCCCAUCUAAGCAAGCAAAACAAUGGAGGGCCAAUUGAUGCUAAAGUUGUUGGUUCAACAUCGAAACUGCAAAAUGAUGCAGGGGCUAAUCUUAGGAAAUCUUCCCAAAAGGCACAACGUACUCUAUUUGUUAAUUGCGUUCCGCUGAAGGACAACAAAAAAGAAAACCUUCUCUCUCAUUUCAGAAAAUUUGGAGAAGUAAUUGAUAUCUACAUCCCUGCGAAUAGUGAACGAGCUUUUGUGCAGUUCUCCACAAGGGAAGAGGCAGAGAGAGCACUGAAGGCACCUGAUGCUGUAAUGGGCAGUCGUUUUAUUAAGGUAUGGUGGGCAAACAGGGAUAGCGUACCCGAUGAGGGUACAAACAGUUGGAACAAUGUGAUAAAGCUCCAAGGUAUUCCAUCUGCUUCUGGUUUGCAUCAUAUGGCUACUGCAAAUAAAGGAAAAAAUAAUCUUCAACAAGGUACUUCGAAAGUGGCUGUGCCUAAACCUUCUGAUGGACACACAAAUUUUAGCAAUGACUUAAAACCUGUUGCUGCAAACAGUCCUAAGGGACAACCUCCAGCACCAAAAAAGAUAGACACUUUAGUGCUUUUGAAAGAGCAGCUCCGUAAGAAGCAGGAGAUGCUGGAACAGAAGCGGAAUGCAUUUCGCCGGGAAUUGGAUAAACUUGAAAAGCAAGCUACAGGAGCGAAGGGUGAAGUGCCUUCUGGGCAGGCUUCAAAGAAGCAAAAGGUUGAAACGUCAGCUGAUGUGACAGGCAAGGCAAACACCAAGUCUCCAAAUGCCAAUAUUUCUACGCAGUCAUUGCAGGCUGAUAUGGUAGCAGAUAAGAUGCUAACUUCAGACAACUUUACAUCUCAGAUAUCCAGAACAAUUUCAGCUGCUGAACUGCCGGACUCUCCAAAGUUAAAGCAGACUGUUCGUUCAUUGGCAACUUCAGCAACUUCUUUUUCUGCGAAUAGAUACAAAUUGGAUAACAGGCCGACAAUGUUUAGAAUCAGUGCACCUUUACCAUUUGACUUGGCAAAUGUUGCUGCUUUAAAGGAACACUUCUCAGUAUAUGGUGUUGUAUGUAAUGUGGAGAUAGAAGACUCUGGUGAGGAAUUAAGUCCUAAAGGCCACAAAGAUUCCGAGGCAAUGGAGAACUGUUCUGCUCGUGUAAGCUUUGCAAACCGUCAAUCUGCUGAAAGGGCAUUCGUGAACGGUAAAUCUUGGCAGGGAUACACGUUACAGUUUGCUUGGGUACCUUCGAGUAUUCCCACUACCAGCCUAAGUAGCGGCGAAAGUUCUGCUUUUAAAGCAACUCAAAAUGCUGAAGUUCAGUCCAAGGAUAAGACGAAACAUAAUAGUUCCCGGUCUGGAUUGAGUGUCAAAGAAAGUAACUCUUCUCCUUGCAAGUCAUCAAAUGAACUUGCUGCUGAUAUCAAAAGGGAUUCCAUUUUUGAAGCUCAAUCCCCAGAUAACUCGGCAAGUUAUAUACCUCUAGAAGCUGGUGAACCAGGAUUUCAGGACUCGGAUCUGCCGGAGGAAGAAGAUAGCACUGUGGAUGAUGAUACGAAGAUGGAUGAAGAUUUGAGAGUCAGUCCGAAAUUUCGUGAUGAAGAGAAAGUUGCCUAAGGCACAAACAUAUUGAGGAUGAGGAGUGUCUAAUUUUUGAUACUUUGUACAGCCAGGAAACACUGUAAAAUCAAUUGAAUUUUCGUUAUAACACUACCAUCUUUUGUUUUAAGAAUCGAUGUCGACGAUUCUCUAUAACUAUCGGUGAUAUUUAGUUCAUAGGCUAUUCUAAUAUUAAGUUCACCCAGAUGAGGAUUGGUUUAUUGAGCUCUCAGUCCUCUUUUCUUUUGUAUUUCCAAUUUCCAUAGCUUACUAAAUAUAUACUGUUUCAUAUGCAGAUGUUAUAUUACAGAAGUUAACUAUUUCUGUCAUACUGGCCGCACUUGAAGCCAGACGCUAGUCUAUACGCUAUAGUAUACUAUGAGCAGCAGGUGAUAUUCUCAGAACUCGGGCCUUAGGCUCCAGUGAACCAGACACUAUUAAGAGCCAACGUCCCUCAGAAACGCCAUUGAGAGAAUUGGUAGAAUAAUUGGUUGUCAUUUCAUUUCAAAAUGAGAGAAUAAGUACAAGGGUAAUCUUGGAGAGUAAGGAAACUAGCUACAAGGGUAAUUUUGGAGAGUAAGAAAACUA
Molecule: messenger RNA, 3973 nt
Organism: Amaranthus tricolor (Joseph's coat)
Lineage: Eukaryota; Viridiplantae; Streptophyta; Magnoliopsida; Caryophyllales; Amaranthaceae
Product: zinc finger CCCH domain-containing protein 41
Exons: 5
Coding region: 581-3403 (940 amino acids)
Cellular component (GO): nucleus
Molecular function (GO): RNA binding; metal ion binding
Source: RefSeq, a predicted model, not a curated record